Messenger RNA from Vicia faba (fava bean), 387 nucleotides. The record is from the annotation of a GenBank genome assembly. NCBI's taxonomy places the organism in Eukaryota, Viridiplantae, Streptophyta, Magnoliopsida, Fabales, Fabaceae.
AUGAAUUGCGACGGUACCGACUAUUCCUCUCUAUUCUAUUGUUUAAAGCAUUAUACUUUUGUUAAAUUUAAUCUCUUGACCGGGCAUAUCGUACGGAAAAAGAAAGAUGUUAUUGUGUAUAGACUGGUUACAUGUGGAACUGUUGAAGAAAAGAUCUACAGGAAGCAAGGAUAUGCACGAAACAUCUAUGGAAGCUCCAAUUCCCCUACCCUAUCUGAGUUAAAACUUUUGACUGAGUUGAGAAUAAGUGAUUUGAAUGGACCAACUAUGACAUUUACUAAUCCGAAGGAUUUGAAAAACUUGCAACUACUGGAGCUGAGAAAUUGCUUAAUCACAGGUCCUAUUCCCGAUUACAUUAGUGAAAUGACAAACUUAGUUAUUUUAUGA